AUGGAGGGAAUAGUAGAGGGGGGCGGAUCGGGUGCGGGCAGAUACACGCUGCGGCCGGAAAGGCUGAGCAACGAGGACAUACUGUUCUGCAUAGACGUUGACCCAGAGUCGAUGGUGGAGAUGAAGGCGGCGAUGGGCCCGAACGGGCGACCCUUAACCCGAUUGGACUCGAUCAAGCAAGCCAUACUUCUCUUCAUCAACGCCAAGCUUACCAUCAAUCCGGAACACCGAUUUGCAUUCGCCACUCUCGGAAAGGCCGCGUCUUGGCUUCGAAGAGAGUUUAGCAGUGAAGUUGAGUCUGCUCAUGCUGCACUUCGGAUACUCUCAGCCAUUCCUUCUUCUGGUAAUGCAGAUCUUACGGGUUUAUUUCGAAUAGCAUCUCAUGAAGCAAAGAAAUCUCGCGCUCAAAACAGAAUUUUGAGGGUGGUUCUGAUCUACUGUAGAUCGUCCAUACGACCGCAAAAUAAUUGGCCGGUAAACCAGAAACUCUUCACUCUGGAUGUUGUUUACCUUCAUGACAAGCCUGGACCUGACAACUGCCCCCAGGAGGUCUAUGAUGCACUUGUGGAUUCCCUGGAACAUGUUAGCGAAUUCGAGGGAUACAUCUUAGAGAGUGGCCAGGGAUUAACACGAGUCCUCUUCCGUCACAUGUGUGUGCUGCUAUCGCACCCUCAGCAGCGAUGCCCGCAAGACCACCUGGACAUACCUAAGGCUCUCUCAAGACGGUUGCCGGCAGCAGACACAGUGAACGGUGAAGAUAGUGUAACUGUAUCCGGGGGCAAAUCCGAUCAUUAGA
Molecule: messenger RNA, 796 nt
Organism: Pyrus x bretschneideri (Chinese white pear)
Lineage: Eukaryota; Viridiplantae; Streptophyta; Magnoliopsida; Rosales; Rosaceae
Exons: 3
Coding region: 1-795 (264 amino acids)
Biological process (GO): positive regulation of DNA repair
Cellular component (GO): BRCA1-A complex; BRISC complex
Source: RefSeq, a predicted model, not a curated record